Messenger RNA from Xenopus laevis (African clawed frog), 3893 nucleotides. RefSeq names its product putative leucine-rich repeat-containing protein DDB_G0290503. Bases 127 to 3459 code for a protein of 1110 amino acids. NCBI's taxonomy places the organism in Eukaryota, Metazoa, Chordata, Amphibia, Anura, Pipidae. The record is from RefSeq and is a predicted model, not a curated record. The transcript has 23 exons.
AAGAGAAUGAAAGUGAAAGUUGAUUAAAAGAUUCCCGGCAGCUCAGCCUCAUACUGACACAAUGAGACGGAAGGACAGACGAGAGGAAGUGUAAUACAGACAUACAGAGGAACCUGGAUACAAACAAUGAGUGGGAACACCAGUCAACAACAGAUUGUGGGAAUCACAUCCCAGUGCACUAAAACUGAGCUAAAAUGUCUAAUGGACCUGCUCAUCCCUAAUGUCUCCAAUGUGAGAUAUAUUCCAGUCAGAAAGGAUGACGUGUGGAAGGAGGAGGUGGACAAAUGUUCAUUAGUGAUCUUACAUCACAGCACUAAACAUGGGCGGCUUAACAUCACUGAUACACAAGGCUCCCUCUAUAAUGAACAACUCCUCUACUUAAGCAAAAAUCUUGGCCCCAGCCGAGUUCUGGUUGUACUGGAUGAUCUGGAGUUUACUGAUGAAGAUGAAAAGAAGAUCAUUCUGUGUUCCCAGCCCCAAAUUGCACUCUGUUCCUCUCAGCUUCUCCUGAUUCCAAAGAAUGACAAGGAGACUGCGUAUUUUAGCAACAUCGAUCAAAUAUUUGAGUUUCUGAAAGGGGUGGAGAAAGUAUCAGAAGAAAUAUCAGAAGACAAAGCAAAAGUACCUUCCAACUUACCUUCCAACCGUACACAGCCGGUAACAGGCAGUGUGGCUGAACCAUCCAACAGGAAAAAUUCAAAGCAGAGCAUUCCAUGUUCUCAAAAGCAUUCAGUCAGUAUCUUCUCCAGAGCUGCAAAGAGUACUUACACUUGGCUCAUGGAUCUACUGCAAAGUGAAGACUUUGGAAGCCUAGUCAAGGAGGUCCAUUCGGUGGAAAUAUCCAAUAAUUAUUCACAGUUUUUAUCCACCAUAAAUAACUGCACGUUUGCCAUUCUCUAUCAUACCCUCAAAUUUGGGAGGAUAAAUAUCACCGAUGUUCCAGAUUCCAUAUACGACAAAGAGCUGAAAGAUUUAUUUAAUAGCUUUGGCCAGGAGAAGAUCAUUGUGGUCAUUGACGAUUUGCUGGAAAGCAAUCUAGAGAAGACAAAGGGUACAAUCCACCAAAAUCAGCCAAGCAUUGGACAGUAUUCCCAGGAAGCCUUCUUCUUCAGUGAAAGAGAAAAGAAGUCUGGAAUAAACAAAUCUAAGUCCAUGCAGGAUAAAAUUACAGAAAUCAAACAAACCAUAGAGAAUAGCAUCAAAAGACAUUCCCUUUCAUCAUCAACCAGCCAGAAUUCUUCAGAUACAGAAGCAUUGCCCUUGAGAACUGAUGAUCAGACCCCCACACAGAGACAACAGGAAAGUCACAUCAGAAGGAAAGAACUUCAACCAGGAACAAGAGAGCGAAGCAAAUCAGAGGAUGAAAUAGAGGAAAAGCAGAGCAGAGGUGGUGGCCCUCAGACCAAAGAAGGGCCAAACAUGGGUGGCAGUUGCAGAGCUAAACCAGCUGAAGGAAGCAGGACAGAGGCAGAACAAAUAAUUAUCGUUGCUCAUGAUCCAGAGGCAGAACAGAGACAACAGGACUUUCACAACAGGAAAGAACUUCAACCAGGAACAGGAGAGCAGAGCAAAUCAGAGGUCAGAAGAAAGGAGAUGAAGAACAUAAACAGUGGCUCUCAGACUGCAGAAGAGGUCAAAUCUGGAAAAUUUUUACACAAAAAAUCAAACUGCAGUGGAACUGCAGAUCCAGAGGCAGAACAGAGACAACAGGACUUUCACAACAGGAAAGAACUUCAACCAGGAACAGGAGGGCAGAGCAAAUCAGAGGUCAGAAGAAAGGAGAUGAAGAACAUAAACAGUGGCCCUCAGACUGCAGAAGAGGUCAAAUCUGGAAAAUUUUUACACAAAAAAUCAAACUGCAGUGGAACUGCAGAUCCAGAGGCAGAACAGAGACAACAGGACUUUCACAACAGGAAAGAACUUCAACCAGGAACAGGAGAGCAGAGUAAAUCAGAGGAUAAAAUAGAGGAAAAGCAGAGCAGAGGUGGUGACCCUCAGACUACAGAAGAUCCGGCCCUGACAGAGGCAGAACAGAGACACCAGGAAAGUCACAAAAGAAGGAAAGAACUUCAACCAGGAACAGGAGAGCAGAGCAAAUCAGAGGUCAGAAGAAAGGAGAUGCAGAACAGAGAUGGUGGCUCUCAGACUACAGAAGGAAACACACCGCGGGUUUUAGAUAAGUCAACAGAAAACCAACAGUCUGGAAUUGGUUGGAAAUAUUUGAAAGGGGUUUUCGGAGGGUUAACACGAAAGACAGAAACUCCUCAUCUUUCUAUCCCCGCGGAAAUGAAAACGUCUCAUACAAAUCUUAAAGUCACCUUUUUCUCAAGGUCUUUAGAGAGAAACUACCUCUGGCUGGUGACCCACCUAGAAGAAAUGAAGAGUAUUUGUAGCGUGAACAUUUCUAAAAAUUACUCACCGCUUACUUCAGAGCUGGCUGAUUCCACUUUUGCCAUUCUGUACCACAACCAAAAGGAUGGACACUUAAACAUCACUGAUGUUACUGACAGGGAACUGAAGGAAUUAUCUUCAAAGCUUGGAAAGGACAACAUCAUUGUCAUAGCUGAUGUGGAUAAAUCUCACUCUGGGAAGGAGAGGGAAAUUCUGAAAUUACAGCCCAGCAUUGUGAGACUGGCUUGUGACCUGAUUUUAUUCACUGAGGAAGAAAAGAAGUCUAGUUACAAUUCUGAAACUCUAAAUAUCAAAUUGGAGAGAAUAGAAACACUCAUAAUGAAGAGUGCAGGAAAAUUAGGCACUGAGUCAUCAAAUGAUACACUCAAAAGACAGAUAAAAGAAACAAGUGCGGGUCAAAGUCUUAAUGGCCUGGAAAGCAAUCACAAAUCAUCAAUAAAAAAGAUAAACGUCAAUGAAACAAAUAUUGAAAAGGAAAUGCAGGAAGGUUCUUCAACUACAUCCAAUAAUUUGAUUCACACUGAAUUAAGAGUUAGUGAAAACUCUGGUAAUGAAAAAUUACCUAAAUCUCUUCAAAACCAUGGAGGUCAACUUCAACUUGAAAAUAAAAUAAAUCACUAUGAAGGUACAGGGGGAGACUUUGAAUGUGUCAAAAACAUGGGAGAUUCCUUGGCAGAGCAGCAAAAGGAAAUGGUGAAGGCCUUCAAGUUAUAUUCUGAAAUUCAAGAAAAAAUUGUAAAGGAAUCCCAGCAAAUUCAAGAUGUCAUAAAUGACUUGCAGAAUACAAUAAUAAAGCAGGGUCAGGAAAUCAAACUGAAAGAUAAGAAAAUAAAGGAGCAAACUCAGAAAAUAGAAGAACAGGAUCAGAAAAUAGAAAAAUUGGAUCAAAAAAUAAAAGAGCAGGAUCAGAAAAUAGUAAAAUUGGAUCAAAAAAUAAAAGAGCAGAAAAUAGAAGAACAAGCACAGAUUAAAUUAGAACAAGAUAGAUUAAAAAAUCAAGAUGAAAAAAUCAAGGAGCAAGCUAAAAAAACUAGAAAAGCAAGAUGAUAAAAUGGAAGAACAGGUCCUAAAGUGAAACAAACUGGUACAGUACACAUACUUUAAUGAACAAGAUAAUUUAAUACUGAAUACCCCCCCUUCAGAUAGGUUGCUGUAGGGUAACAGAUCCAGUGACAACUUUUUAUUUGUUAUUGCCACAGGGAAAAUUGUUCAGUUUGCAUAUUUGCCAAUUUUUGUGCCUACUUGUCUAUAAAACAUCAUCUUGGACAAGAACGUUUUACUUCAACCAUUUUUUAGAACUUAUCUAUGGGUACAAGAAGAAGUUAUUUUUGGCAGCAGAAUCCAACCGACAUUUUCUUACUUAUCCAUACUUUUUCCAGUUACCAAGUUGUUCAAAUGAUAACCCUUUGUUUUAACAAGAACCUGCUUUAUGUGUUUCCUGUAAUAUUGCGGAAAAAAUAAAUAAAACAAAAUUUAUUGUA